Messenger RNA from Nicotiana attenuata, 909 nucleotides. RefSeq lists its product as uncharacterized. The record is from RefSeq and is a predicted model, not a curated record. The transcript has 2 exons. NCBI's taxonomy places the organism in Eukaryota, Viridiplantae, Streptophyta, Magnoliopsida, Solanales, Solanaceae. Bases 1 to 909 code for a protein of 302 amino acids.
AUGGAUGACUUGCUCAUCACUGGAGAUGAUGCUGUUCUUAUAUCAGACACCAAAGCUACACUUCAUCAAAAUUUCAAAUCAAAGAUUUGGGGGAGCUCAAGGGCAAAACCUGUAGGGGCUCCUGUUGAGGUGAAUCAGAAGUUAACUACAACUGAAUUUGAUCAUCAAUUUGGACUUACCAAUGAUACUUUGCUUGCUGAUCCUGGAGCCUAUCAGAGAUUGAUUGGUAGGCUACUUUACCUCACUAUUACUAGGCCAGAUAUCUCCUUUGAUGUGCAAUGUUUGAGCCAAUUCAUGCAUGCUCCUAAGAUAUCACACCUCGAAGCUGCCUUAAGAGUGAUCAGAUAUUUGAAGAAGAAUCCUGGUCUAGGAAUCCUUAUGUCAUCUACUGGUUCUACCAAGUUGCAAGCUUAUUGUGAUGCUGAUUGGGCCUCUUGCCCAAAUACAAGGAAGUCAGUGACUGGUUAUAUGGUUACACUUGGUGAUUCUCUCAUCUCUUGGAAAUCCAAGAAGCAAAAUACUAUCUCUCGUAGUUCAGCUGAAGCAGAGUACAUGAGUUUGGCAUCAAUUGUGGCAGAGAUAGUGUGGUUAAUUGGUCUGUUCAAUCCACUCUAUUGUGACAGUAAAUCUGCCAUGCAAAUUGCUGCGAAUCCAGUUUUUCACGAAAGGACUAAACACAUUGAUAUUGAUUGCCAUUUCAUUUGUGAGAAGGUACAACAGGGAUUGGUUGAAACUGUGUAUCUGCCUUCUGCUGAGCAACCAGCAGAUCUAUUGACAAAGGGGUUAAGCUGCAUUCAGCAUGACCAUUUGUUAUCCAAGCUAGGCCUAACGAACAUUUUCCUUAGACCUAGCUUGAUGGGGGGUGUUGAGGAAUGUAUUGAUACGGGACAAGUACUUAGUGUUAGUUAG